CCAAAUCAUUUUAUGAUUGAUGUGUCAGCUGGAAGCGCAAUUGGACUUAUUAAAGAAGGAAAAGCAGGACUACAUAUCUAGGUGUGCAGCAGAAGCCAGAAGGAUGGCUGAGGAAGUUGAAACAGAGACUCGAAAGUCGGAUCUGGUUGAAAGAGAGGCAGCGGAUUUUCUGAAAGCAUCAAAUGCCAAAUUGCAGGAAAUAAUUGCACAAACUGAGGAAGAGGUGCAGACUUGUGCUCUUGAACUCUUUGCUGUUGUUGAUACAGUUUCAAAAUAUAAAGAGUUUGUUACAUCAAAAAUUGCCACGAUGAAGAAUGCUCUUGCAGAAACUGCGGGGGCUGUAGCGGAUAUGCAUAAAGCCGGUUUACCUGGGUCUGUUGCAAGCCGGUGAUAUUAAGCCUCUUAUAACAAUUACAGUUCUCUCUUUAAUUAUCUUAUGUUUCUUAGUUGUUACUAAUAUUUAGUCAAAUAUAAAUAUUUAGGUGUAAAUGCCCGGUGCGGGUAAGCAUUUACCAUCUUUAGUAGCACUCCUAGUCUAUGGUUUUGCAAUGGUUUACUCGCUUCCCUGAUACAUUUGACCCAAUAUCAAGAUAGUUUGCUUUACAAAUUUUAUUGUACAAAGUCUGUGAUCCUCUUUUUGGGAUAGUGAAUUUUAUCGAAUAUUGAUGGA
Messenger RNA from Nicotiana tabacum (common tobacco), 670 nucleotides. NCBI's taxonomy places the organism in Eukaryota, Viridiplantae, Streptophyta, Magnoliopsida, Solanales, Solanaceae. The record is from RefSeq and is a predicted model, not a curated record.